AUGAAACAACUCUAUGUGGUAGAAGACAAAGAAAACUCUAAGAUUUGCCAGUUACUGUCAUCAUUAGAAAAGAAAGAAAAGGAAAUAGCAGAUUGCCAGAGAAAUAUUAUGAACAUCAAGAAACACGCAACGGACCUUCAGAUGUUCCUUUCAAUGAAGCAAAUAGAAAUAGAUGUCUACAGCAACAAUACAUUUCUACAGUCUCUUGUAGAAGGCGAGGGACAGCAUUCUCUUUCAUAUAAGAUCAACACCUCUAUCCAGAAUAUCAUGGCCGAUAUCAUAAGUUUUGGAGAAGUGCGUAUUGAAUCUAAACCUUUCGAUAUUGUUCUGAUCAAGAAGAAGACCAAACAAGCCCAAAUGAUGGUACCAACCGUUCAAUCAAGUCCCUUUGAAAAUAUCAAGCUAACGAUACACAAGACAAUCAACACUAAAGACUUCAUUUACGGAUGCUGCAUGCUCCCUGGUGGUAGAAUAGCAUUUACUUACUACUUUGCACAAACUGUUAAAGUUUUCAGCGAUAAAGGAUCAACAGACUUUGAGAUGAAGAUGCCGUGUAGUCCGUUUGAUAUAAUAUACAUCAGUGAGGACAAUACAUUGGCUGUAACAUCUGGGGUUUCAAAAAAGCAUUGCAUUACCAUUAUAGAUAUCAGGAGGAAACAAAUCAAGAAAACAAUUUCAUUAGAUUCGUCCAUUGAUGGCAUAGCACUGAAAAAUAAUACAUUGAUUUAUUCCAGUAGAGACAUAGGUAUACGAAUGAUCAAUCUGUACGACGAGUCUAUCAGUGACUUAGUCCGAGACGCAAUGCCAAGUGAAUGCUACACUUCAACCUUUAGGGACAACAUAUAUUAUACAAAGAACGUAACAAACACUGUUAUUUGUUAUAAUCUACAAGGUAAAGUACAAUGGACAUUCCACAACGAAAGUGUUCUGAGGAAUCCUCGUGGUAUUGAUGUAGAUAACGAUGGUAAUGUGUACGUGGCGGGAUACAGAUCGAACAAUGUUGUUGUUAUAUCCCCUGAUGGACAAAGACAUAGAGAAGUAUGUACAGCCAGAGAUGGUCUUAUUGAUCCUUUCACACUGCAUUACAGUGGACCGACGAAUCAGCUGCUUGUUGCUAACUUCAACAAGAACAAGUCUUUUUUGUUUAAUUGUACUUGAAAAAAUAACUGUUUAAACUGCUGUUUAUUUAGAUCAUUAUAUGAAAUGUCUAUAGUCAAAAGACAAUAUUUAUUUGCACAAACUUGUUAACAAUAAAUGUU
Mytilus californianus (California mussel) is the source of this 1259-nucleotide messenger RNA. RefSeq lists its product as uncharacterized. Bases 1 to 1158 code for a protein of 385 amino acids. The transcript has a single exon. Lineage: Eukaryota; Metazoa; Mollusca; Bivalvia; Mytilida; Mytilidae. The record is from RefSeq and is a predicted model, not a curated record.